AUGGCGGCCGGCGGCUCGGGGAAAACCGAGCGAGUCCCCUAUGCACCCCGCGAUCAGCCGCCUCAGCUCUGCCUGGGGCAGCUCCGAAGCAGCAACCUCGGCGAUCAAAAGCUUAACAGGCCAGAGCCUCAGCAGAAAGCUCCCUCAGCACCUCCACCCCCACCGCCACCCCCACCUCCACCCCUGCCGGAGCCCACCCCGCCAGAGCCAGAGGAGGAGAUCCUCGGGUCUGACGAUGAGGAGCAGGAGGAUCCCGCGGAUUAUUGUAAAGGUGGCUAUCAUCCAGUGAAAAUUGGCGAUCUCUUCAAUGGCAGGUAUCAUGUUAUUAGAAAGCUAGGAUGGGGACACUUCUCUACAGUCUGGCUAUGCUGGGAUAUGCAGGGAAAAAGAUUUGUUGCAAUGAAAGUUGUAAAAAGUGCCCAGCAUUACACAGAGACAGCCUUGGAUGAAAUAAAAUUACUCAAAUGUGUCCGUGAAAGCGACCCUAAUGAUCCCAACAAAGAUAUGGUUGUACAACUAAUCGAUGACUUCAAAAUUUCUGGAAUGAAUGGAAUACGUAUCCUUUUGAAAACAUUGCAUCUUCAUCAAUAGUGAUCUGUGGAGAUAAGAAAGCUCUUCGUUCUGGCUAUUUUUAGGUAGUCUUAAUUUAAAACAGUAGUGCAGAAACAUCAACGUAAGUGUAGAUGGAAGGAAUGGUACAAUAUGUAAUAUGCUCACUGGAGUGAAAUAGCUUAGUUUUUUUAAAUACAGUGCAAAAUAAAAAUUAACAAAAGAUAUUAAUCCUGUCACAGUCUAUUAGAACUACAAAGGAUAAGGUUGUUUAGAAACAGCAGUUUUACUGAAAAGAUUAGUAAUAGGUGAGGCUUACAGUAUGCAUGUUCUGCUCUAGACUAGUAAGGAGAAAGAAAGUGUUAGUGUCAUGAAGAAGGUUGUUUCUGUUUUUUUCUGUGAA
Molecule: messenger RNA, 952 nt
Organism: Meleagris gallopavo (turkey)
Lineage: Eukaryota; Metazoa; Chordata; Aves; Galliformes; Phasianidae
Source: RefSeq, a predicted model, not a curated record